AUGUCAUUUGCACUUACAGUUAGACCAAAGCUUUUAGGUCUCACAAACAAGCAGUUUCAGACUAUUAGUAAACGAUUAUUAUCACAAUCAUCACUAAAGACCACUUCGGUUCCAAAUAAACAACAACAACGAUACAAGAAAUCAGUUGCGUUAGUGUCUGGUGUUAUCAUUGUUGGAUCGUAUGUUAUAUUCAACCAAUCUAACUAUUUCAAUUUGGAUACCUUACCAUCACCACCAGCACCCCCAGUACCAUCAACACCUUCACAUACCUCAAGCAAAUUUGUACAAAAGAAGAAUUUCAGCACCAGCUCUUUAAACCAUUUCCAACAACAGAAAGAAGGGAUUUUUGCUCUUAAUGAAGAACAGGUUAGUGCAAAAUUGCGUCAGCACGAGGAGAGUUACUUUGUUAAUAGAGGUAAAGGUGUAACCAGGUAUGAUACCUGUCAAUUACCUUCAAAUUCUCCGAUUGAAGAUGACCGAUCAGAACAGAUAGUGCAAGUGGAUAUAUUACAACAGAAUAACACAAAAACUACAACGGACUGGAUGUUCUUUGGUGUGUACGAUGGUCAUGGGGGAUGGGCCACUUCUUCCAAGUUGAGAGACCAAUUGAUUGGGUAUGUGGUUAACGAAUUGGAUACAGUUUAUAAACCUGUCCCAGGAGAAGAGAAUUUGCGCUACAUCCCAAGUAGUUCAACAAUAGAGAACGCAAUUUCCAAUGGUUUUUUGAAGUUAGAUCAUGAAAUUGUGACUAAAAAUGUCGAAAAGAUUCUCAACCAAUCUAGGAAAACGAAUGCCGCGGACUUGUUGAUGCCAGCCUUGAGUGGAUCCUGUGCACUUUUAGCAUUUUAUGAUUCAAAUACUAAAAUUCUUAAAACGGCUUCUGUGGGUGAUUCCAGAGCAGUUCUUGGUCGGUUCAAUGGCCAUGACUGGUCAGCAACUGCAAUCACCAAAGAUCAAACAGGCUCUUCACCAGAAGAAGUAGCUCGAAUCCUAAGUGAGCAUCCUAACGAGCCUAACGUGAUUCGUCAUGGAAGAAUCCUAGGUUCUUUAGAGCCCAGCCGUGCCUUUGGUGAUUGCCGCUACAAACUUCCAAAGUCGGUACAAGAAAGAAUUUACAAGCAAUUUUUUGGUAGACCCGUUCCAAAUCAAUUGAAGACUCCUCCUUACGUUACAGCAGAACCGGUUAUCACAUCAACAAAGAUCAAAAAUCAAGAUUUUGUGGUAUUGGCUUCAGAUGGAUUAUUUGAGAUGCUUAGUAAUAGUGAAAUUGUUUCAUUGGUUGUUAAAUGGAUGGAAAAGGAAGGAAUGAUAAAGCCGAAGAAAUCAUGGUUUGGAUUUGGAGGUGCUGAUGGUAAGUUGCCUAUAGUUCAAGAUCUCUCGAAAGAUAGUAAUAGCCUGAAGAAACCGUUGCAAAACAAAUUGGGAAAUGGGUUUUUGUUGGAAGAUAAGAAUGUUGCUACUCAUUUGAUCAGAAAUGCAUUAUCUUGUGGUGGAUCAAGAGAACAAACUUCAAUGUUGCUUUCUAUUCCAAGUCCCAUUUCAAGAAGAUACCGUGAUGAUUUAACAGUGACAGUUGUGUUUUUUGAUAAAGAUCCAGCAGGUGAAAAUGAUAAUGGUCCUAUAGAAGUCAAUUGGAAUGCAACUGUGGGCGGUUUAGAUGCAAACAAACCAAAGUUGUAA
This is a messenger RNA of Candida tropicalis MYA-3404, 1680 nucleotides long. RefSeq names its product type 2C protein phosphatase (gene PTC5). The transcript has a single exon. Lineage: Eukaryota; Fungi; Ascomycota; Pichiomycetes; Serinales; Debaryomycetaceae. Gene Ontology annotation, biological process: protein dephosphorylation. The record is from RefSeq and is a predicted model, not a curated record. The coding region runs from base 1 to 1680 and encodes 559 amino acids. Gene Ontology annotation, molecular function: protein serine/threonine phosphatase activity; cation binding.